AUGGAAGGCUUUAGAAUAGCUCUGAUGGAGUGUGGCUUACAUGACUUGGGGUUCAAAGGUGAUAGAUUUACAUGGUGGAAUAACUGGGAAGGUUCUCAAUUUACUAAGGAGAGACUCGAUAGAGCUUGUGCAAACUCAGAUUGGCUUGAAAACUUUGGUGGUUAUUUAGUUACAACAGCAGCAGCAAGCUUUUCUGAUCAUAGGCCUCUUGUGGUAUCCAUUGCUCCAGAAGGACAGAGUUUGGUCAGAGGGGAAAGACCAUUCAGAUAUGAGGCCAGCUGGGCCCUUAAAGAGGAUUGUCAUAAAGUAGUGGAGGAAGCCUGGAAAAGGUCAUGGAUGGUGUCUAAUAAGUUGGAAAUGGCAACUGAAGGGCUGAAUAGAUUUAAAGAAAGUUUGAGGACAUGGAGUAAAACCUCAGUGGGUUCUACUAAUCAACAACUUCACAAUAAGAUCCAACAACUUUCUGCUCUCCAGCAAGCUGAUAAGGGUGAGUUGAAAGGACCAAUCCAGGUUGUAAAGAAAGAUCUUGACCAGCUGCUUGAGGAAGAUGAUAUUCAUUGGAAGCAAAGGGCAAAGCAAAGAUGGCUCCAAGAGGGGAUAGAAAUACUAAAUUUUUCCACGAGUGUGAUUCACAGAGGAGAAAAAAGAACAAUAAAAACAGUAGCAGAUGAGUUUGGGUCCAUAGCAAAGAGUCCUGAAGAAGUUAGUGCAAAAUUCCAACAUUUCUUUCAGAACUUGUUUACUACUUCCAAUCCAGAGGGCAUUUCUGAAUCCUUGCUUCAUUUAGAGAGAAAAGUUACUGAAGAGAUGAAUGAAGCUUUGCUGAGAAAGUACACAAAGCAAGAGGUGAAAAAGUCAGCUUUUGUCCCAGGAAGGCUUAUUUCAGACAAUAUUAUUGUAGCAUUCGAGGCCUUGCACACAAUGAAUAACAAAAUGACCGGAAAAGAGGGGUACAUGGCCUUAAAGUUCGACAUGAGCAAAGCUUAUGAUAGGAUUGAAUGUGUUCCUAUUGCUAGGGGAAGGAUUCACAUAAACCAUCUGUUGUUUGUAGAUGGCAGUCUCUUGUUUUGCAAAGCAAAUUCUCUUGAAUGGAGUAGGCUACUGUUUGUACUCUCUUUAUAUGAAAAUGUCUCUGGUGAGCACCUCAAUAAAGAGAAAACUUCAAUUCAUUUUAGCAGGAACACGUCUCAUGAGAACAAGGAUUUAAUUCUGAGAAUAGCAGGUGCCCUUUUUGAGAUAAGCAGGCAAAAACUGAGCAGUAAUAAAGUCAAAAUGCUUUCUCAAGCAGGGAAGAAGAUUUUCAUCAAAUCAGUUGUCCAAUCAAUGGCUACUUACAGCAUGACAGUGUUCAAACUUCCUUGGGCCUUUAUAAAAGAAAUAAAUAAGUUGUUGAGGAACUACUGGUGGGGUCAGAUUGAGAAGGAGAAAAAGAUUCACUAG
This is a messenger RNA of Juglans microcarpa x Juglans regia, 1440 nucleotides long. RefSeq lists its product as uncharacterized. The transcript is spliced from 4 exons. The coding region runs from base 1 to 1440 and encodes 479 amino acids. The record is from RefSeq and is a predicted model, not a curated record. NCBI's taxonomy places the organism in Eukaryota, Viridiplantae, Streptophyta, Magnoliopsida, Fagales, Juglandaceae.